Tetranychus urticae (two-spotted spider mite) is the source of this 1444-nucleotide messenger RNA. Its product is annotated as serine/threonine-protein phosphatase alpha-2 isoform. Gene Ontology annotation, molecular function: protein serine/threonine phosphatase activity. NCBI's taxonomy places the organism in Eukaryota, Metazoa, Arthropoda, Arachnida, Trombidiformes, Tetranychidae. The record is from RefSeq and is a predicted model, not a curated record. Gene Ontology annotation, cellular component: cytoplasm; nucleus.
GUAUAUGUACGAAGCCUUUACUUUUAGCUUUCAGCUUCCUUUUCUUUGCUUAGUCUGCGUACCUUCAUCUGUAAAACAUUAAUUAUUUUUAUUAUCUUUAUUAAGUUUUGUAAUAAUUGAUCAUAAUUUAAUCAAUCAAUUCAAUUAUGGUUGAUCCAGCCAAUGAACAACUCAAUAUCGACUCUAUCAUUGCCCGACUAUUAGAGGUUCGCGGUUCCAAACCUGGUAAAAAUGUUCAAUUAUCUGAAGCCGAAAUAAAAGGUUUAUGUAUCAAAUCAAGGGAAAUAUUUUUGAGUCAACCAAUUUUACUGGAAUUAGAAGCACCUCUUAAAAUAUGUGGUGAUAUACAUGGCCAAUAUUAUGAUCUUCUACGUCUAUUUGAGUACGGUGGAUUUCCACCAGAAAGUAAUUAUUUGUUCCUAGGAGAUUACGUAGACAGAGGGAAGCAAUCUUUAGAAACAAUCUGUCUCCUCUUGGCAUACAAAAUUAAGUAUCCUGAAAAUUUCUUCCUAUUGAGAGGAAACCAUGAGUGUGCCAGUAUCAAUCGGAUUUAUGGUUUUUAUGAUGAAUGCAAAAGGCGAUACAACAUAAAAUUAUGGAAAACUUUCACAGACUGUUUCAAUUGUUUGCCAGUGGCAGCUAUUGUUGAUGAAAAAAUAUUCUGCUGUCAUGGAGGUUUGAGCCCUGAUCUUCAUUCUAUGGAACAAAUUCGUCGUAUAAUGAGACCCACCGAUGUUCCUGAUCAAGGACUUUUAUGCGAUCUCCUCUGGUCUGAUCCUGAUAAAGAUGUUAUGGGAUGGGGAGAAAACGAUAGAGGAGUGUCUUACACUUUUGGUGCUGAUGUUGUCGCCAAAUUCCUGCAAAAACAUGACUUAGAUUUGAUAUGUAGAGCCCACCAGGUUGUUGAAGAUGGUUAUGAAUUUUUCGCUAAACGUCAAUUGGUAACACUAUUCUCAGCUCCUAACUACUGUGGAGAAUUCGACAAUGCUGGGGCCAUGAUGAGUGUCGAUGAGACUCUUAUGUGCUCUUUCCAGAUUCUAAAACCAGCAGAUAAGAAAAAAUUCACUUAUACUGCUAUGAACAAAUCACGGUCUUCAAGGUAAUCUAAAGAUUUACACCAAUCAUAAUUUAAUGAAAUCACAAGAAAAGUGCAAAGUUCUACCACUUUGCUUUACCUUCUCAAGAAACUUUUCCUUGGUGGUCUUUACCUUAAUCUGGAUAAACAUUUUUUCUUGAUUUAACUUUCACUUUAUAAAACACCAAAUAAACAUUCAAAUAUCCUAUCAAUAUUUGGAGAAAAAAAACUCAUUUUUAUCAUCAUUAAAAAUCAUCUGCAUCAUUAUCACCAGUGUCACCAAUAUUAUCAACAUCAUCAUCAUCGAUGGAAAAGUGUAUUUACUGGAACAUGCUAAGUUAAGCAAUAAAAUCAUCAUUAAAAUGAUUA